Parnassius mnemosyne (clouded apollo) is the source of this 369-nucleotide messenger RNA. NCBI's taxonomy places the organism in Eukaryota, Metazoa, Arthropoda, Insecta, Lepidoptera, Papilionidae. The record is from the annotation of a GenBank genome assembly.
AUGUACUUCCUUCGUUUUGUCGUCGCGGCAUUCUUGGCUCCGUCUAUAUUAUGUUACGAUGCGGAGUACGACAAAUUGGACGCCGAUAAAAUGAUUGCUGAUGAUGCAUUGUUUACUUCAUAUAUUGAUUGCUUUCUUGAUAAGGCACCCUGCACAGCUGAAUAUUCUGCUGAAGUCAGAAAAUUACUUCCAGAAAUUGUAAAAGAAUCGUGUAGUAAAUGUUCUCCAGUACAAAAGAAUACCGUGAGAAAAAUAGUAAAAUUCCUGUUUGAGAAGAAGCUGGAAGAUGCUUUGGAGUUUAAGAAAAAAUACGACCCAAAUAGCGAACAUGAGGCUGAAUUUACAGCGUUUGUAACCGGUUCAGACUAA